Myripristis murdjan (pinecone soldierfish) is the source of this 4213-nucleotide messenger RNA. Its product is annotated as oxysterol-binding protein-related protein 1. Gene Ontology annotation, cellular component: perinuclear endoplasmic reticulum; plasma membrane; cytosol. Gene Ontology annotation, molecular function: cholesterol binding; protein binding. The coding region runs from base 106 to 3012 and encodes 968 amino acids. The record is from RefSeq and is a predicted model, not a curated record. NCBI's taxonomy places the organism in Eukaryota, Metazoa, Chordata, Actinopteri, Holocentriformes, Holocentridae. The transcript has 29 exons.
GAUUGACAUGAUCAAGUUUCACGUGUGGAGCUGCUUUUGUUUGUAGCGCCACCAAAAAGUCGCCCCCAACUAGUGUCUACACAACUUCUAAAUGAGCCCUCAGUGAUGGAGCCAGGCAGACUGGAGGAGCAGCUACUCAUCUGCGCACAAGAGGGCAACUGCUCCCGUGUCCAGAGGCUGCUUCAGUCAAGGGUUGACCAGAGCAUCUCUCUCAACAUCAACUGCAGAUCUCGGAGCAAAGCCAGUGCGGGAUGGACUCCCCUCCACCUGGCCUGUUAUUUUGGACACAAGGAUGUUGUUGAGGAAUUACUCAAGGCUGGUGCGGAUGUAAAUGUGCAGAAUAACAUGGGUGACACGCCUCUACACAAAGCAGCCGCCACUGGAAGAAAGGCGGUCGUUCUGUUGCUGUUGCGGUACGACGCCUGCGCCAACAUAAUCAAUGGAACGGCCCAAAUCCCCAAGGAUGUCACAGAGGAUGACGAAAUCAUUACCAUGCUGGAGGCUGCAGAGAGAAGAGAGGAGAGGCGGCAGGAGGAGAAACUUCUGGAAGCAGCCAGGGAGGGCGACGUCUCCACACUGUCUAAGCUGCUCGGCAGAAGGCAGGCUCCAGAUAUCCACUGCAAGGAUUUAGUGGGAAAUACGCCCUUACACUGUGCAGCCUACAGGGGGCAGAAGCAGUGCGUUUUAAAGCUGCUGAAAUCUGGAGCCAACUCAAGUAUCAGAAACAAGAACGACCAGACCGCGUAUGAUCUUGCUCGUGAUGAUGAGCUAAGACAGAUUUUGGCAGCCUAUUAUAAGAAGGAUGUGAGCAAUGGGGUGCAGAGGUUUGAGGGCCCUCUUUGGAAGAGCUCACGCUUUCUUGGAUGGCGGUCCCACUGGAUAGUAAUUGAGGAUGGAACUAUAUCCUGGUAUCCCAGGCGAGCUGAUGCAGUGGCUGGUGUCAGAAAGCAGGGCUGUAAAACUCUAACGCAAGCCUACUGCAUGGUCAAACCAUGGGAUAAUUGCUUCUUCACGCUCAGGUGCUUUGAUGACACUGUGCAUUGUUUUAAGGUCUCCUCAAAGACAGAUUCAGUGGCUACGAGAAAAAAGUGGCUGGAUGCUUUGGAGGAGCAUUCAGCCUAUAGCACCCGGCACUGCACCCAGGAGCAGAUUAUGGUUGAUGAAGAGGGUGGUGAUAGUAUGGCCAUGGGGAGCCUGACACAUGCCCUACAGGCGGCCAGUGCCUGCCAGCAGAAACUGGAGAGUGAAGUGUCUAUUUUUCUAUCCAUGGUGAAGAACGAGGAAAAUCACGCAUUAGCUGCGCCUCUUCUACUGAAAGCCAAGGAGACCAGUGAGCUGUCCAGUGAAGUCUGUGCUGCCCUUCAUCUCUGCCUUGAAAUGUUGUCAAAACAAGAAGAGGUGUGGAGUCUGAGGUUGGAACAGGAGGUUGGGAAGAACAAAGCUCUGACAGAGGCCCUGCAGACAUUGGCGAGUGAGCGUGACGAGCUCAAGCAGUCCCUGUUUAAAGGCAGAAGGUCCCCUACCCUUAGUACCCUAACUGAAGAUGACUUCUAUGAUGCCCUGUCAGAGUCAGAGUCGGAGCUCUCAGUGAGCGGCUUCCUGUCUGUGGCCAGCCACUCCUGUGAAGAGGACGAGGGGAGAGACACCCCCCUUUCCAGCAGCCUCCGCUGUCCCAGCACCCUCAGGGGGCCUACCGGAAUGUCUGGGGAGGGUAGCCAUGGCAACCAACCAGCCCAGUGCAAUGGAGUCAAGAAGCGCAGAAACUCUCUACCAGCUCCCAUGUUCUCCAAGAAUGAUGUCAGCAUCUGGAGUAUCUUGAAGAAAUGCAUUGGCAUGGAGUUGUCAAAGAUUACCAUGCCGGUGGCCUUUAAUGAGCCCCUGAGCUUCCUACAGCGACUGACAGAAUACAUGGAGCAUACCUACCUCAUCCACCAGGCCAAUACUUCAUCAGACUCCGUGGAGAGGAUGAAGUGUGUCGCGGCCUUUGCUGUGUCAGCUGUAGCAUCACAGUGGGAGAGGACCGGAAAGCCUUUCAACCCACUACUAGGAGAGACCUACGAGCUGAUCAGAGAGGAUCUGGGCUUUAGGUGGAUUUCAGAGCAAGUGAGCCAUCACCCUCCAGUCAGUGCCUUCUAUGCCGAAGGCCUCGAGGAGGAUUUUGUCUUCCAUGGCUCCAUCUACCCCAAACUUAAAUUUUGGGGAAAGAGUGUGGAAGCAGAGCCCAAAGGUGUCAUGACUCUGGAGCUGCCUAAAUAUAAUGAAGCCUACACUUGGACAAACCCGACCUGCUGUGUCCACAAUAUUAUUGUUGGACAGCUUUGGAUAGAACAGUAUGGCAACGUGGAAGUGAUCAAUCACAAGACCGGAGAGAAAUGCUGUCUGACAUUCAAGCCGUGUGGUAUCUUUGGCAAGGAGCUUCAUAAAGUGGAGGGGUACAUCCUAGAUAAAAGCAAAAAGAAGCUCUGUGCAAUCUAUGGAAAAUGGACUGAGUGCUUAUACACAGUAGACCCCAAUACCUUUGAUGUCCACAAAAAGGCUGAGAAAAAGAACGCUGAGGAAAAGAAAGGCAACAAACAGAGCAAUGUGAACGAGGAGCCAGAAGAGAUGCCUCUACCUGACGCUGAGACGGUCCAGGUCAUCCCAAGCAGUGAGCUCAUCUGGAGGAUUGCACCUCGACCAGAAAACUCAGCCAAGUUCUAUGCCUUCACUACAUUUGCCAUGCAUUUGAAUGAGCUGGAAAAGGGCAUGGAGGGAGUCCUUCCCCCAACAGACUGUCGCCUCAGGCCUGACAUUCGCGCCAUGGAGAAUGGAGAUAUAGAUCUGGCAAGUGCAGAGAAGAAGAGACUUGAGGAAAAACAGAGACUGGCCCGGAAAAAUCGUGCCAAAUCAGAUGACGAAUGGAAAAUAAGGUGGUUUCAUCAGGGACCCAAUCCCCACAACAAAGCUCAGGACUGGCUCUACUCAAAAGGCUACUGGGACAGGAACUACACUCAGCUGCCUGACAUCUAUUAAUAUACAGAAACACAUAGGCAUGUAUGCCACACAUGUAGAUAUCUACUUCAACCUCAUUCAAACUUUUCUGCUGUAUCUCUGUACUAGAGCUUCUGAUGCUUUCAACUAAUUUGAAGCCUGAAAAAUGCAACAACAUAAUCAUUUCAAAAUAAAAGUACAGGCAGGGAAUAGGCCUUAAUGAGUAAUGUACCUGCUCCAAACUGUAUCUUCAAGCAGAAAAAUGCUGUAAAACACUGGCUGGCAGGAGCGGAAUGACACCAAAGACAUUAGCUUUGCAAAUUGAUUAGAGCUAAUUGUGUCAACACUCAAAGCACAAAAAUAAAUACCAAUUUUGCUUUUUCACGGUGGUUCUUGACCACUAUAAGGUGUAGGUAUGUUUGAAAAACGUAGGAUGUCUUUUACAAUUAUUAGAUAUGAAACUGAACUUAAGUAGAAAUUUAACUUGAAUGUGAAGUGGAUCCUGUGCUGUUACUCAGUCUGUAAAGUGACAGCAUCACUUAUCUGUGUAACACAGAGCUUUCUUAUGUGAUUUUGUCUCAGGCUUGUACUUCUAUUCACUAAUUCUCGAGAUCAUGUGAUAUACAUCUGUAAUUAUCAUUGCAUCUCAAAUGUGGCUGGCCUUGCAAACCUGUGACUACGGUCAGGCAUUUAUGUUUUGUACAUAUUAGAUAACAUUAAACUGAGUUACUCCAUAAUUCAGUCCUUAAAUUAAUUUGAGCUGUGUACAAAGAAGAAUAACAGCAUUGCACAUAAAAUCUUGACUCAGUAGCUGCAGUAGCACUUUGUUCCUUAAACAGCUUGACUGAAGCAAUUAAACCACUCUGCCCAUAUACAGAAUUAUUUUGUUUAAAAGUUUUGCUAUAGUGAAUUAUAAAUUGUUAUAAUCUGAGGGACAUAUACAUUUCUCAUAUCUAGCUGUCACAGUGAAUGCAUGUACAUGACUUGAACUAUGCAAACAUUAGCUGCACCUUUAACAAAAGAAUAAAAGUUGACACCAUGUUCAAAGUGUAAUCGAACAUUCCUUUCCCAUGCUGCAAGUAGCUGUUGUAGAUACUCUGGAUUAUUAAGAUACAGGACACUGGACUAGGCCUGCAGUUGUGCCCUCUGUAAAUGCAUAGUUUUACCUGUUACUCUUUGUGUACAUCGUUUGAGAAUAAAAUAAUUUCUAUUGUUGCUAAAUAAAAGUUUAAUGGUAAUUCAG